AUUAGCGAAACAUUAAUCGUUAAAGUUAAUAAUUAAACGUUUAACCCGCGUGUCCUCCACUGAAAUGGGAGACGAAGUCAAAAAGUUAGAAUCUUGGUCAGGGGACUGGGGACUACCUUCAAUCGAUUAUAACUGUCUAGCAAUUGAGGCAUAUUGUAGAUUUUCGGGAAUCCCACUCAAAGUAACCCAAGGGAACAAUCCAUUGAAAUCGCCAUCAGGUUCAUUGCCAGUGUUCAGAGAUGGAAACACAACAAAAUGUGAUAUCAUCAAAAUUUUUGACUACUUGAAGGAACAGAACUGUGGAAAUGAUGUCUCAAUGAGCAGAAAGAUUCAGGCUGACAACAAAGCAUACAUAUGCCUAUUGGAGGAAAAAUUAAAACCGGCAUUUUUACACAGCUGGUGGUUAGAUGCCAAUGCAUAUACUGAAACCACCCGCCCACUAUUUGCCAAAGCCUCUGGGUUUCCUCUCAGUUUAUAUGUGACAAAGAAAAUGCAGUCAUCAGCAUCAGAUGCUGUGUACACACCACUGCAGAAACAAGAUAUUACAGAACAAGAGAUUGAUAAAUUGAUUUACAAGGAAGCAAAAGAAUGCUUAAAUCAUUUAUCUAACAAACUGGGUGAUCAAGAUUUUUUCUUUGGAGAUAGUCCAACUUCUUUAGAUGCCAUGGUAUUUGGGUACAUCGCACCUCUCAUUAAGGGACCACUGAUCUCUUGUCAGCUAGUCAAACACAUCAAUGGCUUCUCAAAUCUCUGUAACCACACCAACAGAAUAUUGUCAAGGUUUUUCCCCCCAACUCAAGAGGACAUGGAAAGACAGCGUCAGAAAGAGAAAGAAAAGAAUGAAGCAAUGAAAAAUGACUUGGAUUUUCCAAACAAAACGCGCAAUAUGGUUUUAGCUGGAGUGUUUGCCCUGUCAGCCAUGAUGGCCUUUGCCUAUUCGUCUGGAGCUGUCAGAAUCCAAGACACAAAUAAUGACAUGAACAUAUACGAUUUAGAUGAGGAUACAGAGGAGGAUAUGUCAUAAAUUUUUGUCUCUAAGAGGAAUAUUAACAUGGAUGUAAAUGCAGUAUGUCAUGUGUGUCAGUUCAUUGGACAGUAUUGAUAUCAUGAACCAACAAAGAAUAAUUUACCAUUGGCAAGACAAGAUCAUAUAAAUAGGUCUCAAACUUCUUUAUUUCACUUUUGAUACAUGUAACAUUAUUGGCAAGAAUAUCAGCUUUUGAUUCAUGUAAAAAUAUAGGCAAUAAUAUUUAGUGUUUUAUACAGGUAAAAGUCUUUGAGAUCCAAAUGUAUACAUAAGCACCUUAUUGAAAUUCAAAGAAGAAAACUAUAAAUUAUUUUCUAUGUAAAUAAUUCUAUUCUUUGUUGAAAAAUUACAUAGUACAUACAUGUA
Magallana angulata is the source of this 1393-nucleotide messenger RNA. Its product is annotated as metaxin-1-like. Lineage: Eukaryota; Metazoa; Mollusca; Bivalvia; Ostreida; Ostreidae. The coding region runs from base 65 to 1024 and encodes 319 amino acids. Gene Ontology annotation, biological process: mitochondrion organization. Gene Ontology annotation, cellular component: SAM complex. The record is from RefSeq and is a predicted model, not a curated record. The transcript has 8 exons.